Molecule: messenger RNA, 2760 nt
Organism: Planococcus citri (citrus mealybug)
Lineage: Eukaryota; Metazoa; Arthropoda; Insecta; Hemiptera; Pseudococcidae
Gene: Kdsr
Product: 3-ketodihydrosphingosine reductase
Exons: 11
Coding region: 272-1282 (336 amino acids)
Biological process (GO): sphingolipid biosynthetic process
Cellular component (GO): endoplasmic reticulum membrane
Molecular function (GO): 3-dehydrosphinganine reductase activity
Source: RefSeq, a predicted model, not a curated record
AUUUUAUUUCUCUCUUGCGGGAAAAUUUAUGAAUUCCAAUUCCGAUUGCAGAUUUUCGUUGAAUACUUUAUAUUAUAUAUCUUGUUCGGCUCUGAUUUGACUGAGCUAUGGUGAAUAAUACUUCCAAGAACCCAUUUAUCCCCAUCACGAAUUCUUAAUUACCUCAUUUGAAAUGUAAAUUCGUCACUGAACUUGAGUGCUAACGCUAACCGAUACCCUUCGACCCUGUUCACCGCAAUACGCCGCACUUAUUUAAAGCAUCUUUACAAAAAUGGAUUUCUUUUUCUAUUUCUGGUUAUGUAGUUAUAUUUUCUGCACAGUCGCAUUGUUACACUUGUUCGUUCUACUACUGAAAAAGUUGCUUAAAACACCGAGCGAUAUCAAUGGCAAACACGUCCUGAUAACCGGAGGCUCGAGUGGGAUUGGCAAAGGUGUCGCAAUCGAAGUCGCCAAACUUGGUGCUAAUGUCACGAUCGUUGCUAGAGACGCUGUCAAACUCCAGUCGGCGGUUGACGAAAUUCAAAAAGCAUGCGUGAAGCAGAGCCAGAAAGUUAAUUACAUAUCGUUGGAUAUAAGUACCAAUUACGAAAAUGUAGAAAAGGUUUUGAAUGAAGCUGAACAAAAUCUGGGACCUGUUUACAUGCUAGUUAACUGCGCUGGAACAUGUAUUUGUGGUAAAUUCGAAGAUAUGUCUGUCGAUGAUGUGCACUAUUUGGUAAACCUGAAUUACAUGGGAACCGUACAUACGAUAAAAUCCCUCAUUGGUAAAAUGAAAACUCGUAAAGAAGGAUACGUUGUGAUAACCGCAUCUCAGGCUGCUUUAAUCGGUAUUUUUGGCCUAUCUAUUUACAGCUCUACGAAAUUCGCUCUCAGAGGAUUAGCUGAAACACUUUAUAUGGAAUUGAAACAUCACGGUAUUCAUGUCACUUUAGCUUUACCUCCGGACACUGAUACGCCAGGAUUCGCCAACGAAGAAAAAUCCAAACCUUUGGAAACAAAAAUCAUCUCAGAAAGUGGUGGUUUAUACGCACCUGAAAAAGUAGCUGCUCGUAUUGUUAAAGAUACAUUGGAGAAAUCAUUUUUUUCUACCAUUGGAUUGGAGUCUUAUCUAGUCACUGUCUUAUGUAGCGGAAUGUCGCCAGUUAGAUCUUUUUUGGAUAUUAUUCAUCAGGCUCCACUAUUGGGAUUAUUACGAGUCGUUAGUUAUUUCAUUCAAGCCCAUUUUCUCAGUAUUAUUAAGAAAUGUGCUCGCGAAGAGGAGAGUAAGAAAAAAAUCUCGUAGUGACAAAUUUUGCUGUGAAAAAUGUCAUCUUUAAAGCUGCAACUUUCACAUUUCUUUUCUAUUUUCAAAUAAAAAUAAGAUGAAUCAUCAAUUUGUAUUAUUUUAUAAUUAAUUUCCAUUUUUGUACGAACGUGCAUUCGACACUUUUCUUCCAUGUAUGUACUUAUUCAACAGUUUUCAGUUGAAUGUACAUAAAUUGUAUAUUAAUAUAAAAAUUAAAAAUUUUACUCUAUCAUACGAGUAGCAGCACUUCUCUUAUUAAAUUAUUAAAGAUAGUAUGAAAAAUUUUAUUCGCAAAAUCUCACUACAGUAAAAUAUAAAACGAAGACACACUUCGCUUAUGUACUCGUAAAUAAGGUAAAUUUUUGAAAUGUUGUUCUGACGACCCAUUUGCAUGUGUGUUUAGGUUAGUUUUUUGUCUCAGAUUCACAUAAGAGUCGGAGUGAGAGAAAAAGUAACAUCGCUGAUAGUGAGACACGGGCCCUGUCUACCCCUCGUCUUGUGUGUAGGGUUGUUGGGUAUCCAAUUGCGUGCUAUAGAAACGUUCUCUGCCCAUCUCCGAGAGGACAGGCAGAUGUAGCUAAGGAUGCAAUUGAUUCUGCAUUGUCAAAGCCAUUUGCUGAGCCAGUUCCAUUCCAUACCUUCUGUGUUCGCAGUUCGUCGUGGUAGCUGCAUCUAGAAUUUUGAUUAUCUGUAUUUCAAAUCGCAAGAAAAUGAUGCCACAUUCGUCUGUUUUACUACUAAUAUUGAUUGCAUAUUCAGCAUAUUAUGCUUUUGGUAAGUACCUGACCAGAAAUUUUCAUAUUUUCCGAAAAAUUAUCCAAAAAGCAAAUGAAAAAUUUGAUUGGAGUGAUGAUACCUUAUGAAAAUAGUACUCGGCUCGACUAUUCUUACAAUGAAGACAUCACUAUUACUUGCACCGGUACAGAUGAAGUCACAUGGACGGCUAUAUGUUUACGCUGAAGGGUAGUUAUACAAUAAAAGAAGAGACUCCAUACAGAAAAAUCCUUCAAAUAAAAAACGCUACAAUUUAUCAUUCUGGUACAUACGUAUGUACAUAUAUUUCAACUAUGUGCCAAAGGGAUGUCGAGUUCGUGCAGAUUAAUCUUAAUUGCGAUAACACCUGUUACCCAAAUGGAAAAUACGGAAGGUACAGAAUAAAUCCACUGGGAAGCCAUCCAGCUUACAUAACACCUGAAGGCUCCUUUGACGAACCUAUGACACCUUAGAAGCAAUUCAGUUUACAUAAUGAUCAAAUGAUGACGAUUUCAUCAAAUUGAUGAAUGAAGAUAAUGAUCUGGAUUUAUUAACAUUUUUAACUAAUCAAAAACUAUGACAUAGGUACUUACCUAAAAAUGUUUAAUGUAACCUAGGUCUAAUGAUAAGUAUUCGAGUGUAAAAUCACAUCAAUUUACUGAACUACUCGUGUCUCGUACAGUACUAUACCUACUUAUUAAAACUUGAACAAUCUGCAUGUA